Messenger RNA from Fundulus heteroclitus (mummichog), 911 nucleotides. It is a transcript of the gene ctrb.2, whose product is annotated as serine protease. The record is from RefSeq and is a predicted model, not a curated record. The transcript is spliced from 7 exons. Bases 55 to 846 code for a protein of 263 amino acids. Gene Ontology annotation, molecular function: serine-type endopeptidase activity. NCBI's taxonomy places the organism in Eukaryota, Metazoa, Chordata, Actinopteri, Cyprinodontiformes, Fundulidae. Gene Ontology annotation, biological process: proteolysis.
CGCCUCGCUGGUGUAUAAAAGCUGUGCAGCUGAAGGAGGCAGCAUGUUCGAGCCAUGGCCUUCCUGUGGAUCCUCUCCUGCCUCGCCUUCGUCGGCGCCGCCUACGGUUGCGGCACCCCCGCCAUCAGUCCCAUCAUCACGGGUUAUUCCCGUAUUGUGAACGGUGAGGAGGCGGUGCCCCACUCCUGGCCCUGGCAGGUGUCCCUCCAGGAUUACACCGGCUUCCACUUCUGCGGAGGCUCCCUCAUCAACGAGAACUGGGUGGUGACAGCUGCUCACUGCGGUGUCAGGACCAGCCACCGGGUGAUCCUCGGGGAACACGACCGCUCCUCCAACGCAGAGAGCAUCCAGGUGAUCUCUCCUCGCCAGGUCUUCAGACACCCCAAUUACAACGGCUACACCAUCAAUAAUGACAUCACCCUCAUCAAGCUGGCCAAUCCCGCCCAGAUCAACGCGCGGGUCUCCCCCGUGUGCCUGGCUGAGACCAACGAUAACUUCGCCGGAGGCAUGAGGUGUAUGACCUCUGGCUGGGGUCUGACCCGCUCCACCGCUGCCAACACCCCCUCCCGGCUGCAGCAGGCCUCUCUGCCCCUCCUCACCAACACCGAGUGCAGCCGUUUCUGGGGCAACAAGAUCACCAGCCUGAUGAUCUGCGCCGGAGCCUCUGGAGCCUCCUCCUGCAUGGGCGACUCUGGCGGUCCUCUGGUCUGCCAGAAGAACGGCGCCUGGACUCUGGUGGGUAUCGUGUCCUGGGGCAGCGGCACCUGCUCCACCAGCAUGCCCGGCGUCUACGCCCGUGUCACCGAGCUGCGCUCCUGGGUCGACCAGAUCCUCGCUGCCAACUGAGCAUGCUCAGCAUCAUGCCUCCACUUGCAGCCUGCUCUUCAAUAAAACGCAGAAACUGUGACAAA